UACGUGACAGUACGGAUGUGCUCGUGAGAACGACGAAAACGGGAACACUCGGGACAAAGGAGGAACGAGUCAGACACUAACGCCGUUCACAACAAUAGAGGUAGCAAACUAUUGGAGUUUGCAAUCACAUUAAGUCAAAAACCUUGUCCGUCGAACUUCUGUCAAGCUAAGUAACUACCAGGAAUUAGACGGAGCCCGCACGGACCAGUUGCUGCGCAGUGUUCGUGUGACUCGCAAAGAAAGUUUUGGGUAGUCACUCACCGAACCAGAAGACAGUGGGGAACCACAGUAACUCCAAAAACUGAACAUUUCAAGAGUCAUGUCGAAAAAGACGAUGGCAGAAUCACGCACUGACGACGAUAGCGCGGCUACCGAUUGCGGCCGCAGGAUGGCAUCAUUGCCCACAGAGCGAGGCUUGGAGGAAAAGCUGCGUCAUCUCAUAAAUACAAAACAAAAUUGAGACUCUUGACGCAAAAAUGGAAUGAAAUUGAACGUUUCAUGGAAAAUGAUGACAAUUUGACACACAUUGAAAACGUCAUGAUGAAGGAUUGUAAAAAGUUCUGUGAAGAAUUUGCUGAAGUUAAUGAAACAGUGAAACUGUCUAUGAAAGAAGAGGAAUGUGAGGCUGACCAAACAAACUGGUGUCACCCCAAAGUGACAAUUUGUCAAGAGUUUAUGAAUAAAAAAGUGGAUUGAGGAAACGAAACUCCAUCUGGAAUCGGUGAAAACAUGUCAAAAGGAUGUAACUCCGAUGGACAGUGUCUCAAAUGUUUCUCGAGGCGGCAGAUCAGGAAGAUCUUCUAGUCGUUCAUCCAGUGGAACAUCAUACUUAUCUUCUGCUACUUCUGUGCGACGAAGAGAGGAGGCCAACAGAGCAGCUCUCAUUGCAAAAGCUGCCGCAUUAAAGGGAAAACAAGCACUGGCAUUGAAAGAAGCCCAGUCAAUGGCUGACAAAGAACAGUUGGAAAUCGAAACAGAGUUGGCAGCUUCUACAGCAAGGAUGAAGGUUUACGAGCAAUAUGAGCAUAAUGACGAUGCUAACAAGUCCACCAAAAAGGAACAAUGUCCAGACGGGAAUGUGUCAUUGAGUGAUUCAGUUGGUGCUUUUCACAAUGCAUAUGUAGAACGCAGAUCAAAUCCUGCACCCAAAGCAACACCACUACAUCAAGCGAUGGACACAAAAGAGCUUUGUAAGGUGAUGCAACGACCAACAGAUAUGACUGAACUGCUGGUUAAAAACCAACAACUGUCUCAUCGACCACAAAGAGACGUUCCAUUGUUCUAUGGUGAUCCAUUGGAAUUCAGAUCAUUUUUGAAAGCAAUUGGACACGCCAUUGCUUCUCGAACUGACUCUGAUUCAGACAGGUUAUAUUUUCUGAAGCAAUACACGAGGGGUGAUCCAAGAGAUCUGGUCAGGAGUUGCCUGCACAUGCCAUCACAUCGUGGAUAUCGUGAGGCCCUGAAGUUGCUCUCUGAUCAUUAUGGAAAUGAAAUUAAGAUUGCUUCAGCCUUACUGGAAAAGGCAUUCAAAUGGCCACAAAUCAAGUCAGAAGACACCAAAGGUCUCAGUAACUUUGCAUUGUUUCUCCUGAGCUGUCAAAAUACCAUGCAGGAUGUGGCAUUUAUGGAUGAGUUGGACAGUCCCACCAACAUGAGACUGAUUUUGUCCAACUUGCCAUACAAGCUGAGAGAGAAAUGGAGAACCGUUGCCUAUGACAUGCAAGAGACCAGAGGAGAUCGUGCCAUUCAUCUGGCGGACAAGACAAACAGCCGCAUGCGGCAGCUGAAGCGUCAGCUGGAGGAGACCGAGGAGGAGCUGACCCGAGCCAACGUCUACCGCAGGAAGCUCCAGAGGGAACUGGACGAUGCCACCGAGUCGGCAGACGUGAUGAACCGGGAAGUCAGCAACCUCAAGAGCAAACUCAGGCGCGUGGACCUGCCCUACAACAUGAGGCGCACGGUGAACCGCACAGGCCUGGACAGCGAUGAGGAUCUGCCUGCAGAGCCAUCAGAACCUGCAGCGGAAUGGCUGAGAUGAAGAAGAAGCUAGAAACUGAGAGUUCAGCACUAGAGGGCGCAGAAGAGGGCCGCAAGAAAAUACAGCAUGAGCUGGACAGCCUGACACAACAGCUGGAGGAGAGGACUGCCGCCUAUGACAAGCUGGACAAAACCAAAACUCGCUUGCAGCAGGAGCUGGAUGACCUCAUGGUGGACCAGGAUCACCUGUGGCAGAUUGUCUCCAACUUGGAGAGAAAGCAGAAGAUGUGUGAUCAGAUGCUCACUGAAGAGAAGACCACUUCGACUCAGUAUGCUGAGGAGCGUGACAAGGCCGAGGCAGACUCCAGGGAGAAGGAAACCAGAGCUCUAAAUCUUGCCCGUGACCUGGAGACGAUGACAGACCUGAAGGAUGAGCUUGAUCGGACCAAUAAGUUGCUCAAGGCUGAGAUGGAAGACUUGGUCUCCUCCAAAGAUGAUGUUGGCAAGAGUGUUCAUGAGCUGGAGAGGUCCAAGCGUGCCAUGGAGCAGCAGCUGGAGGAGAUGAAAGUUACACACAUUUUCUUGCAAUAAGACGAGACAUUACAUGCUUUAUUGGCUUGAAUUUCCCCACAAUAAGGCUAAUAAAG
Molecule: messenger RNA, 2624 nt
Organism: Synchiropus splendidus (mandarinfish)
Lineage: Eukaryota; Metazoa; Chordata; Actinopteri; Syngnathiformes; Callionymidae
Exons: 6
Coding region: 752-2038 (428 amino acids)
Cellular component (GO): myosin complex
Source: RefSeq, a predicted model, not a curated record